AUGAACAAGUUAAUGAGUUUGGAGAGCGAUGGAAACGGAAGAAAACACCUCACAAACCCAGCUAUUGGAAAGAAGAGAGUGACAUGUCAUUGUCAUGAAACCUCUUUGACAAAGAGAUCAGAAUGGGCUCAAUUUCCCAAGCACAUGGUUCCACCCUAUCCAUCCUAUCAAAGAAAACCAACAGAAAUAGGGAAUGAUGAAGAUGAUCAAGAGUUUUCAAGGGGGACUCAUUUUAAGGAAUUGGUGAUUAAUAGAAAUAAGCUGGGGUUUUGGAGGAGGUUGGCAGCUGAUGGCCAUGGUAAUGAUAAU
Molecule: messenger RNA, 309 nt
Organism: Dovyalis caffra
Lineage: Eukaryota; Viridiplantae; Streptophyta; Magnoliopsida; Malpighiales; Salicaceae
Source: the annotation of a GenBank genome assembly